AUGGCCCCCGGCGCCGCCCUGGCCCUGCACUUGGCCUUGGCCCUCAGCCUGUCGGGGCUCGGGGCCGCCAGUCGCCACUGCCCCGAGCUGCCCCUGGACGGCUGCUUGUGCACCGCCGAGCGCGGCCAGGGACCCGGGCGGCCAGAGCUGCGCAUCCGAGUGGCCUGUGCUGGAGGAGACCUGGUGGCCACGCCACAGCCCGACCUGCUGCCCCGUAGGACCGUCAGCCUGAUCCUGACUAACAACAAGAUCUUGGGAGUGAAGAGUGGGGCCUUCUUGGGUCUGCCGUCGCUGGAGAGACUGGACCUGAAGAACAAUCUGAUAAGUGUGGUGGAGCCCAGAGCCUUUCUUGGUCUGCCGCUGCUCAGACGUCUGGACCUCUCAAAUAACAGGAUUGGAUGCUUGACCCCCCAAGUGUUUGCUGGACUCAAUGGUCUUCACAAACUGAAUUUAUCAGGAAAUAUUUUCUCCGGUCUAAUGUAUGGACUGUUUUCUGAGCUCUUAGCUCUCAAAGUUUUACACUUCGGCACUGACUCACUCAUCUGUGACUGUCAUCUGAGAUGGGUCUCAGAAUGGGCUAAGAAUGCAUCAGUUCGACUAGCAGAGGAGACCAUGUGUGCUUACCCUGAUGCUCUGAGAGGCUGGCCUCUGCGCAGCCUUCGAGAAGACCAGCUGACAUGCGCUGGGCCACUAGAACUGCCACUUUUUCAGCUGAUUCCGUCACAGAGCCAAGUGGUCUUCCACGGGGAUCGCCUGCCAUUCCAAUGUACUGCCACCCUAGUUGACAACACAACACAGGCUCAUUGGUACCACAAUGGGCGAUUGAUUGAAACAGAUGAAGCCCGGGGCAUGUUUGUGAAGGAGAGCGUCAUCCAUGACUGCAGCCUGAUCACCCGGGAGCUCACUCUUGCCAGCAUUGGCACUGAUGCCACAGGAUCCUGGGAGUGUCGGGUCAGCAAUAUGUAUGGCAAUAAAACCAAAGGGGUUGAGAUCACGGUGUUGGAAACCACAGCGCCCUAUUGCCCUGCAGAAAGGAUUGGUACAAAGAAGGGCGACUUCAGGUGGCCCAGAACCUUGGCGGGGAUGAUGGCCUCUCUCCCGUGCCUGCCUUUUUCACUGAGCCUGGUGUCCCUCCGCAGCGGUCCCGAGGAGCCCAGGGCUUGGCGAAGGUGCCGCCCGGCAGGCCACUGGGAUGAAGCCAACCUCUCCGAGUGCCCUCCUCCCCAAGAAGUCAUGCAGGUGAUCCUCGCCUUUGCUACGAUGUAUAUCAAUGCUACCAAUGUGCGGGAGUUCUCCCUCCAGCUGGCUGCUUACACUGGAGGCGCUUCCAGCUUCACUGGGAAGAUGGAUAUCAUCCACCUGGCCCAGAUGAUGGAGAAGUUAUUGGCCUUUCUGGAUGAAGUCAAAGAAGUCGGAGAUGCUGUGGUCCAAAUUGGGAGCAACCUCAUGUUGGUCGACGACCAUGUGCUGUGGGCGGCACAGAACGAGGACAAAGCCUGCACGAGAAUCCUGCGAUGCAUUGAGCAUGUAGCUGACCAGGCGCUGAGUGGUGGUGCUCGGGCACUAUCCAAGGUCUCCCCUAACAUAGCACUGGAGGCCUUGGUCAUCCAGCCUUUGAGCUUCAGAGGAGUGAGCUGCAUAGUCUUCCAGAAAGCUCCUGGGGAGGUGAGCCUUCAUCCAGAAGAAACCUUAAGUUUGAAAUGUGACAAUUCUGGAGCACUGUGGGAUGGAUGGGCAAAUCUUCCUGCCAAGAACGCUGCCUCGGCCGACGGCGUCACUGUGGUGGCCUCAGUCCAUCUGCCCCGGCCGGUCCCCUUCGCCGGAGCCCCCGCCCGGCAAUCUGUUGAUAACUCCACCUGCAAGCUGAAAUUGAUCGUCUUUCGCAAUGGGAAACUCUUCCCCAGCAGCAGUAGCUCGGGCCACUGGUCCAGCCUUGCGGCUGUCGGGAUGUGGAGGUCGGUGGCCACUCCAGCUGUCUUUGCGCAAAUAGAUGGGUGCAGCCUCAGCAACCUGAGCGCUCCAGUCAUUGUCGGUUUGAGGCCCUGGGCACCAGGGCUGGCACCCGUGGCAGCUGCUUGGGAUUUUGACCUUCUCGCGGGACAUGGAGGCUGGCGAGGAGACCGGUGCCACCUAGUUGGCUCAGCGGGAGACCUCCUCACUCUUCAGUGCCCGCACUGGGGCCACUUCGCAGUGCUCAUGGAUUUGAAGACGGUCCUUUCCUUGCCCGAGGCCCCCGGGGAGUUCCUGCACCCCGUGGUGUACGCGUGCACCGCUGUCAUGUUACUCUGCCUCUUUACUUCCAUCCUCACCUACAUCGUGCACCACAGCACGAUCCGAAUCAGCCGCAAGGGGUGGCACAUGCUUCUCAAUUUCUCCUUCCACACGGCUCUCACCUUUGCUGUCUUUGCCGGGGGCAUCAAUCGCACCCAGUACCCGAUCGUCUGCCAGGCUGUUGGUAUCACACUCCACUACUCCACCCUCUCCACGAUGCUGUGGAUCGGUGUGACUGCCAGAAACAUCUAUAAGCAGGUGACGAAGAAGGUGCCCCAGGGCCCGGGGGGUGAGCAGCCUCCAUACCCCAAGCAGCCACUGCUCAGAUUUUACCUGAUUAGCGGAGGAGUCCCUUUGAUUAUCUGUGGAAUUACAGCUGCAACCAACAUCAAAAAUUAUGGGCCGGACAGUGAUGGUGCCCCAUACUGCUGGAUGGCCUGGGAGCCAAGCCUGGGGGCCUUUUAUGGGCCCGUGGCCUUCAUUGCGCUGGUGACCUGUGUUUAUUUUCUCUGCACCUAUGUCCAGCUGAGGCGCCAUCCAGAGCGCAAAUAUGAACUCAAGGAGAGGAGAGAGGAGCAACAAAGGCUGGCGGUCCCGGAAGCCAGCCAUGGUCACCUGGGGGACCCCGGAGUCGGCCCCCCCGCAGCCUGUUCCGUGAUCUCCGCGUCCCUCCUGGAGAAUGAGCAUUCCUUCAAGGCUCAGCUCCGGGCGGCGGCCUUCACCCUCUUCCUCUUCCUGGCCACUUGGACCUUCGGGGCUCUCGCCGUGUCCCAGGGCCCUUUCUUGGACAUGAUUUUCAGCUGUCUCUAUGGAGCCUUCUGCGUGACCUUGGGGCUCUUCAUUCUGAUUCACCAUUGUGCCAAGCGAGACGAUGUCUGGCACUGCUGGUGGUCAUGCUGCCCUUCCCGGAGAAACGCCUACGCCAGGCAGGUCCACGCGCGAGCCCAGGUAAAUGCCAACGGGGAUGCCCACAUCCACACCCCCUGUCUUCAGGACUCCCCGUGUUUGAGCAAAGCCGGAGGCUUCGCUCAUGCCCCAGGCGGCCACUGCAAGCUGACCAACCUGCAUGCGGCCCAGAACCACGUCAACUGCUUGUCCCCAGUCACCCCCUGCUGCGCCAAAAUGCACUGCGAGCAGCUAAUGGAAGACGAGGCCCACAUCCACGUACACAGGGAGGACGCCUUCCGGCCCAACACGCACCUGCACCGGUGUCUGAAGAAUAGAGUCAAGCCCCGCUACUUCAGCCGGCACCGGGCAGCGGCGGCGGAGAGAGAGUACGCCUACCACAUCCCGUCCAGCUUGGACGGUGGCAGCAUCCACAGCUCCCACACAGACAGUCCCCACAGUACACACGAGGGCCAGCCCGGGCACCACCGGUCCUGUUGCGGCCAGGGUGACCCCUUCCCCACCAUCAACCAGCCCGAAAGCAGUGACGCCAGCACCGUCAUAUGCAGCUGUACCCAAAUGUCCGAGGGGGAGGUUGUGCCCCACGCAGCUCACUUUGAAAUGCACCCGCGGACACAGGCGUUACCGUGUAACACAGCUAACCACAACGGGCUGCCCACGGGGAACCUGGAGGAAGCCAUGGUGUACGGCCCCGAUAGCACGGGAAAUAUCAAAACGGGCCCGUGGAGGAACGAAACGACUGUGUGAU
Molecule: messenger RNA, 3925 nt
Organism: Trichosurus vulpecula (common brushtail)
Lineage: Eukaryota; Metazoa; Chordata; Mammalia; Diprotodontia; Phalangeridae
Gene: ADGRA1
Product: adhesion G protein-coupled receptor A1
Exons: 19
Coding region: 1-3924 (1307 amino acids)
Biological process (GO): cell surface receptor signaling pathway; G protein-coupled receptor signaling pathway
Cellular component (GO): glutamatergic synapse; postsynaptic density; plasma membrane
Molecular function (GO): protein binding; G protein-coupled receptor activity
Source: RefSeq, a predicted model, not a curated record